CCAGAAUGCUAUAAUCAACGGUACUGAUGGUAAUAAUGCAGCUCUGUCGCUCACUGGGUCUCUCUUGUGUCUCCAGGUGUUCCACAGUCUGUUCUGGCCUCUGGAGUUCACCGUGCCCAACAGAGACAACAACAAGUGCUACGCUAAGAUCAUCUGCAACAAGCUGGACAACGACCGUGUCAUUGGCUUCCACUACCUGGGUCCGAACGCCGGGGAGGUGACGCAGGGCUUCGGUACGGCCAUGAAGUGUGGAGCCACUAAAGAACAGCUGGACAACACUAUCGGCAUCCACCCAACCUGCGCCGAGAUCUUCACCACUCUGGAGGUGACGAAGAGCUCGGGUGGAGAAAUCACCGCGGCCGGCUGCUGAGGUUAAACCCUGCUCGUUUAGCGGGCUGCGCUCAUGUUAGACUCCCCAAAACACCCCCCACUCUCUCAUCUCCCCCCCCCUCAAACGCUCCCUUCAAAGAGCCGCUGAGCAUCGGGACAAACCAGCGUCCAUCUCGGAGCGAGAAGAGUGUGAAAUGAGUCUGAAUGACAUGAGUCUGCAGCCUGCUGAACAGCGGGGUUACUCUGCUGAUUUCUCCUGGGCUCCAACAGUCCUUCUCAGAGGAGCACCAACACACACACACACACACUCGAUAUAUGUGUGUGUGUGUUGGGGCUGUUUGUGACGUCCUGGCCCGUAACCUUGAAUCUUCAGGUGGGCUAGGACUGAUGUCCCUCUGCAGAAGCGCCUGAUUUGGCGUCCAAACUUUCGUCCAAUCCCCCAAACUACACACACACACACACACACACACACACACACACACACACACACACACACACACACACUCUCUCACUUUAGAAGUACGGAUUGAAGCGGCACACAGGCGAGGUUUGAAAGGAUGCUCGGCUCCAGCUUGAAAGCCUUUUAUUUAACGCGUGUAGGUUGAUUACGUCUUCAUCAUUCCACUCUUCAUCAUGUCUUUGAGGGUGGAAUGAGUCCAUGUCGCGCUCUAUAUUUAUCUGUUGUGUGUGUGGAGCAUCUGCCUUUUAAAGAAAUCUCUUCCAAACAGACAUCCUUUCAGACCUCGCUGCGUCGCUGCCACACAAACACAACCCUGUACUGAAUGUUGUGUUUGGAUAUUAGUAAGGAGGGAAAACAUUUUCACGAGUUUGUACUAAGUUAAUUUAAUGCUCGUUUGUGGCAUCUUGCCUCUGCUUUAUGCGUCUGUCGAGGAUAUAUUCCAUCUGCAGUUCUGCUGUCUCUGCGUGACUCUGGUCACAUUUAUAAGUGACUUGUUCGUUGGCGUCAAAACCACUGUAGAUGACUUCUUUCAAGAUUCAAUAAAGGAUGAAUACAACUUC
This is a messenger RNA of Notothenia coriiceps (black rockcod), 1350 nucleotides long. Its product is annotated as thioredoxin reductase 1, cytoplasmic-like. Gene Ontology annotation, molecular function: glutathione-disulfide reductase (NADPH) activity; flavin adenine dinucleotide binding. Lineage: Eukaryota; Metazoa; Chordata; Actinopteri; Perciformes; Nototheniidae. Gene Ontology annotation, cellular component: mitochondrion; cytosol. The record is from RefSeq and is a predicted model, not a curated record. Gene Ontology annotation, biological process: glutathione metabolic process; cellular response to oxidative stress; cell redox homeostasis. The transcript is spliced from 3 exons. The annotation marks the transcript as partial.